AUGGGGACGCCGCUGGCGGCUCCCGGAUUCCUGCUCCUGCUGGCCGGCACCACGGGGCUGUGCCGGGCUCUCUUCUCGCUGCCGCUCCGCGUGUCCCGUCCCGCCGCCCCCGGCGGGUCCCCGCCCGCCCCGGUGGUGCUGCGGCCGGGGGGCAGCGCCCCGCAGCAGGACCCCGCCGGGGCCGCGGACGGCUUGGCCCUGGCCUCGGAUCCCGGGGACACCCUCAACUUUUUGGCCAUGGUGGAGAACCUGCAGGGCGACUCCGGCCGCGGCUACUACCUGGAGAUGCUGAUCGGCACCCCGCCGCAGGCGUUAAAUAUUCUGGUUGACACUGGGAGCAGUAAUUUUGCUGUAGCAGGUGUGCCUGAUCCUGAUGUCACCUCCUACUUCGAUGCCGAGCUGUCAAGCACGUACAGAUCUGAAGGGAUUGAAGUCACAGUUAAGUACAGUCAAGGAAGCUGGACUGGAGUGCUGGGUACAGAUGUCAUUACGAUGCCCAAAGGAAUCUAUGGCAGCUACACCAUCAACAUUGCCACCAUCCUGGAGUCAGAGAACUUCUUCUUACCAGGGGUUAAAUGGCACGGGAUUCUUGGCCUUGCCUAUGACGCCUUAGCCAAGCCUUCAAGUUCCGUGGAGACGUUCUUUGACUCUCUUGUGAGGCAGGCAAAGAUCCCCAACAUCUUCUCCUUGCAGAUGUGUGGUGCUGGACUCCCUGUUUCUGGAAGUGGUACCAACGGAGGUAGUCUUGUCCUGGGUGGAAUUGAACCAAGUCUGUACACGGGGGAUAUCUGGUACACACCCAUCAAAGAGGAGUGGUAUUACCAGGUGGAAAUUCUCAAACUGGAGGUUGGGGGUCAGAACCUCCAACUGGACUGCAGAGAGUACAAUGCUGAUAAAGCAAUAGUGGACAGUGGAACCACACUCCUUCGUCUGCCAGAGAAAGUCUUCAGUGCUGUGGUGCAGGCAAUAGCUCGCACGUCCUUGAUACAGGAAUUCUCCUCCGGUUUCUGGACUGGUUCCCAGCUUGCAUGCUGGGAUAAAACUGAAAGACCCUGGGCCUUAUUUCCCAAACUCUCCAUUUACCUGAGGGAUGAAAACUCCAGUAGGUCGUUUCGGAUCUCUAUCCUACCACAGCUCUAUAUUCAGCCCAUCCUUGGAAUAGGGGAGAAUUUGCAGUGCUACCGAUUUGGCAUCUCUUCCUCCACAAAUGCUCUGGUUAUUGGUGCUACAGUCAUGGAAGGCUUCUAUGUGAUAUUUGACAGAGCCCAGAGGAGAGUGGGCUUUGCAGUGAGUCCAUGUGCAGAGGUUGAUGGCUCUCCAGUCUCUGAGAUUGAAGGCCCUUUCACAACAGCAGAUGUUGCGAGCAACUGUGUUUCCAGCGUUUCUUUCCACGAGCCGGUGUUGUGGAUUGCCUCCUACGCUCUCAUGAGCCUGUGUGGAGUGAUCCUCCUCGUACUGAUUGUCCUGCUGCUCAUCCCGCCCCGGUGCCAGCACCGCUACACGGACAAUGACGUGGUCAACGACGAGUCCUCCCUAGUGCGUCACCGGUGGAAGUGACAAACUCCAUCCUGAAACCUGGGACUCCAACAGAACAAAGAACAGAGAACUUUGCCAAGGGGAAGAAGCCAAUGCCUCGGUCCUUUCUACGUCCAUUGCGAAUUUGCUGUUGAAACCCCACCGAAUAUCCUGCAUCGUAACUUUUAUAGCUUUAUUUUCUAACACUGAUUCUGAACCAAAGCACUGUUAACCACCUCUGAAGUGCUACGGUACUGGAUUUGCUACUGCAGUGCAAUUGAGCCUUUAUGCUCUCAACAGUACCUUCUUUAAAAAAAAAAAAAUCUAAAGAAAAAGAUUAAGAAAAAAAAAGAUAAAAAACCACACCAUCAUGUUCUUCCACUGUCUGAACAAAACUGUCCAUCUCUCUUUCACAAAAAAGGACCUGUCAGUAUUUUCUAACUAAUCAAGCCCUGACUGUAGAAAAAGAGAAAAAAAAAACAAUUUAAUAAUCUUUCUUAUUAAUUGCAUUAAAUGAAUCAUGCUUUCUGUUUACACCAAUUUAUUUUGAAACUGUGCUGAUGGUGCGGGGGAGGGAGAAAAGUCAGGCGUAAGCAGCAGGGAAAAGCAAGUGAGGUCAAGAGGAAAUGUUGGUUUGUGGUUUCUUUUCCUCAAGAUCACUGCUGCCACUUGAGAGGGUCACCCUCCCUGAGUGUUACAAAACAGCUCGAGGUGGUGAAAACUGGGUAAACAAACUUGUUCAGCCUUAGUGUCAAACAAGACUACCUCUCUUAAUUCACAAGGAUGCUACCACUGGUGAGCGUGGGGCUUAGAACUGGUCUUGAAGCACAAGAUGCUCCAUCCAACCAAAUGGAACUGCUUGGUUUUGAAUUUUUUUUGGAUUUUAUAAAAAAUUAAUACUUCGUGACUUUCCACUUUGGUGCACAAACAAAACAAACAAAAAAAGCCUUUCAGUUUUCCCCCUCAGGUGGGAUUUGUUUGGGUUUUUUUGAGUUGAGGCUGACUGAUACUUAGAAAAGGCUGAUCUGCAUAUGUAUGGGCAGGCAAUAAAGCAAAGGUCUGUGUUCUGUGACAUCUUUCUCUAUUUCUAGUGAGUGUGUAACUAAAAGGAAACAACAAAAUAAGAAAGACAACCUUUUUUUUUUUUUUUGCUGAGCUCAGCAAUCAUGAGUUCAAAAGAGAAGUAUCUGUCUUUAUGGACAGGUUGUGAAGUGAAAGUCUUAAUGCUGGCUUGUUUUCCAACUCGAGCAGCAGUUGGAGGUGUUUUGUUUUAGCUUCACUGCUGUCAAUCAAAAGAAAAGUGUGUGUGGACUGACUGGUUGAAAACAAACAUAUGGUGAGACUGAAAACAAUAGUGGGAGAGAGCAGGGAAGAGUAUAUUUGACCAGAUUUCCAUUCUGCAAGUGCAGAUAUUAAUGCUGGGGUCAGAACUUGGGCUUUUCUUUGCAGAUAGGACAGUUUUUCUUGUCUCUAGUCAGUGAGCACUGCGGGACCUCCGUGGCUUCUCUGUAACAGUGGACAAUGAUUGGAUUUGAAAGAUAAACAAUGCAAGGUUGAGGAUUUCACUGGGAAGUUAUUUUGGGAAGUAUUUUUAUAUAUAUGAAUAAAAGGAAAAAGUUAUUCCUUUGCCUUCUGAUAGAAGAGCAGUUUGCAUAUCCAUGUGGGAAACAAGGAGAGGGAAAGAAAAAAUAAGGAAGCUUAACUCUGAAUUUCCCAAUCCCUUGCCUAGACAGUUUUCUGCCUCUAAUCCCUUCAUAUAGCUCUCUGAUUCACACUGCCUCUGCAUCUGACUCUGCAUGGAAUAAGGAAAGAUUUCUGGGGCUUUUUUUCAGGAAGGGUGCGUUUACAGAGGUGCGCGUCAUGUGUGUGAAAAUAAAACACUGCGGGGGUAUUUUUAACUAACUUGUGUGUUUCACGUCAUAACUGGCAGUGCCUGUGGUUUUCUUUCCCUUUUAAUACUUGCACUUUCAGAUUGCUUGGCUCAACAGGGUGAGGUAAUUGAUGUGGUGAUCCAACGUCUGAAAAUUAUUUCUCUUGGAAUUUGGAGCUGGAAACAAACGGGAAUUUUUGAGUUUGUCUCCUUCUUCCUCUGCCUCUUGGUUUUUAAGAGGAGAAAAAUUGUGACUACAAGAAAUAUAAGAAACUAUAGAGCUUAGCUGUUUUGCCAGUGUUCUAUUUUCCAUAUCUUUUAACAUCUCAUAACUAUCCUGGGUUUGGCUUUACACAUAACAAAUAAUUUCCAAGUUUUAUUCCUCCUUCUUCUACAGUGUGGCAAUAGAAGCAAUGCUUCUGUCUCCUGUUUUGAACAGAAACACAGUCUGAAUUUUGGAUUGAUGCAGUGUCAAACAAUAAACCCUCUUCCAACUGAGAAAGUAGUAACACUUGUACGCUCUUAAAAGAUUUCAUCUCUGCUUCCCUCAGCCCAGCCCCUCCUAUCUCCUUACCACAAAGAGUUUUAGGAAGGAAUUUAUUGGGAAAGGUUCUGAGUAUGUUUCUAGUGCCAGCUGAGAUUUCGUCUGAGCUGGUUAACAAAAGUCCUUUUGGUGCACUGGAUUUCGUAUAAAAGCCUUUCAGCUUUACCCUCUCACUUUGAAUGCCACCGGUCAAGCUAUUUUAGUACAAACACUUGAAUUAUGGGAGCAAUAAUCAAGCAGCACAAAGGAAAUACUAACAUAUUCCUGAGCUUCCAUGGCUCUCCUUGCCACUAACAUUUGGCUUGUAGUAAAAAUGCUGUUAGUGGCAUCUGCUAGCAGCACAAACUUCAUCUUAGCUUGUAAAUUGAUACUUACACUGGCAGAUAUUCAGGUGAGUAUUGCUUUGUUGCUCUGGCAACAAGAAGAGCAAUAGAAAACCCCUGAGGUUCAUUUUUAGCCUACAGCACAUUAAGAGAAAUAAUGCUCUUGAGCAUUUUUGUGUGGAAGAUGAAAUACAGUGGCAGACUACAGUAUUACCAAGUGUGUGUCACUAGUGAUCUCUCUCUCUUAUAUCUUUAAAGAAAAAAAAAUAUGCUGGGAGGUAUUUUAUGCUCCUGUUACUAACUUCAGAUGUAAGAUUAAACCACCCCUUAAAAAAAAAAAAAAAAAAGGGGAGUGAGGGCACAAAAAAGCUGGAGCAUUGAGUAAAAACAGUGCUGGAAAAUAUCCUGUAUUUAUUGAGGAAGGCAGGAUGCCCCAAGCCACAGCACUCCACAUCAUUCCUUGUACAGGGAUCAAUAUUACUUGCUGAACCAGCCUUUUUCUGAUGUGGAUGUGAUGUCACAUACCAUGAGAGUGUCAGAAAGCUGCCUUUCACUGGGUGCAGCCUUUCAGGUAAUUGAUACAAUCGGUGCAAUCAAGAGGGGUUUGAAGGGCUGUGAUUUGAGUUCGACUGGUUAAACCUGAGUUCAGGCAGGGGAAUAUCUUGGUUCUAUCCCACUGCCUUCAUAAGUUUUAGAAAUGCUAUCAGGGGCUUUUCUGAAUAAGCCUUUUGUUCAGGUUCUGUAAAAGAAGGGGUAGAGGGGAUUGUUUUGUUUUUUAAGCUGAAAGGGCUUUUGUGUUUAGGAUUUGUAUAUUGGAUCAACUAAAUACAUCAAGGCAGUGCAGCAUUCCAGUUCCCAGCUCUGAUGCUGUGCAGGUGAUCACAGAACUGUGGGGUUUGGGAUCUCUGGUUAAACACGUCAGGUGCCUGACAACAGUUAAAUUUAACAGCUAAAAUCAACCUAUGAGCAUCCUACCCAGUUCCUUACCAUGUAUUGGCUGGUUUCACUCAAGGAUGAGCCAUUUGCCUGCUAACCUUGUCCUUUUAAAUAUUUAAAGGCUUAGGAGAGUUGCUUAACACAGCAGAUUUUCAGAGAGAGAGAGGUCCCUAAAGUUUCUGAAAAUACAGAAUGAUUGUGCUGCUGAAAGCUUUAAUUCCUGUAGGGCUUUCCAUCAGCUGGGUUGGUUGGUUGUGAUAUCCUGAUCUCAAAUGUACAUUUAAGUAGCAAUAUGAGCUGUGUAAUGAAGGGUGCUGGUAACAGUGACCUAUGGAGCUGCAAGUGAAAGGAAAUUAUGGAAAGAAAAGAAGUAAGCUACCUUUGACUUCAUUAAAAAUUGCAAGAGCAUAACAGAUUGAUCCUUUUAAGAAAGAGCUGUACAAUUUACCAAGACAUUAGUUCCUGUCAAACUUGACUCUGUGAUUGAUAAAUUGUUCUUUUCUGGCUGCUGUAGUUCUUGCUGCUGUUCAGAGAAGCGAAGACAGAUUGGUAACAGGAUACGAGCAAUCUUCUGAGCCAGUUAGAUCUUCUGGCUUCUGAGGCCUAAUUAGAUGUUAAUCCAGGCUUGUGAGCAAUCCAGCAUCCUGGUCAAUAGCUCCUCAGGAAUGUUAGCAGAAACAGAGGUGUUGGGUUUCAGCCCAACGAGGCAUCUGUCCCACAAAAGCCACUGCUAUGACCUGCACUUGUGGUGAGCUGAAGGUGGCUGGAGGUGUGAAAUGUAGAGAGGUUAAAUAUCUGAGUCUUCUGCCAGGCCUCCAGAUCAAGGCUGAGUCUCCUUGGAAGAGCCAAAUGGGAGAGCGACAGCAGUUGCUGACAAGCUGCUGUGGGAGUAACAUCAAGUCAGCCCCUGGGGUUCACUUGCCUGAAUAUUUUGAAAACCAGCAUUCUAAAGUGCCUGUUGGUGCUACUGGGAAUUAUCUGCUCACAGAUGAAUAAGAGGCACUAUCAUCUUUAAGUAGAAUCAUUGCCCAGUCGCUGAAUAUUCCCCUCUCUGUAUAACAAAGCACACGGUGCUGUCUCACCCCCACGGCAAUAUCUGUUCAUAAGCAACAAGACACGUUAUCAUAAAACAUGUUGACAUCAAUGACUGUACAGUAGUAAUAAAAGAAUGUUUUGUGUUUGCUUUGGGUGGAUAUUUGUGGUCGGGUAGUCUUUGAAAUACUGGGAAUUUUACAUUAGACUGCAAAGGCACAUGUAGAGUUUCUUUUAAGUUGGACAAAAAGUAAAACACAGAAGGUAAUUUUCAGCAUUUAAAGGGAAGUAGCCCUUAAUAAGUGUUCUCUCCUUUUUUUUUAGUUGAUGAUAAUCACCUAAAAUAAAUGUAUGUUUGGAUAGUUGCUGUCCUGCUAAUUCUCUGCUUGUAAAUCUGAUUUUUCUGAUUGUUUUCUGGCCCACUCAACCCCUCUCCCCCUGCAAAAACAUUCCUAAAAGCUGAAGAUGUCCAUGUCCAAAAUUCGACCUUCUAACAAAAUAUGCAGAUUUUUUUUUUUUUUUUUUUUUACCAUUCACAGACCUGUUUUAAAGUACCUUUUAAGUCUUUAGAAAUUAACUCUGGGUUGCCAAUACUCACAGGAGUAUUAGGAGAAGAACUAGAGCCAAAACUUCAUCUUUUCCAAUGGUCUCCACGUUUUUCUGUGUGCAAAGAACUCCUUUGUGCAUUUGACUACACUUCCUAGACCUCUUUUGCUUCCCACGUGGAAAUACUCUCGUUAUUCCUCACUGGUCCUGUUUGUAAAUUCUUUUUCUCUGUCCUCAGGAAAUACUGGGGUGGAGAAAAGGACCACAAGGAGCUGUGGGAGUUGGGGCCAUUCCUUAAUCAGGUGACAGCUUCUUCCUUGAAGGCCUUGGUGUUUUUUGUCCAACACCAACCUCACUGGACCAUUAUGGUCUGUUGGCUCAUUCUGAUGGCAGAGACACUUCUGCUCCUUCCAGCUGAGCAACUCAACCUGCUCUGAUUUUACAGCAACGUGUACUUAGGCAAAACACUUCAAUAAACACUAUUUGUAAUAAUCCUCUCAUCACACCCCCUUUAACUAGGGAAAUUUUCACAGAGCCAAGCCAAACCUGCGAAGGGGAUGUUUAUUCCUGUGUUUUCAGGAAGGGAUUAUGUAGGUGAGUGUUUAAAUGGCUGCAUUUGCAAUGUAGCUGUCCUCUGGAAAAUUCUGUGGGGGUAGAAAAAUGAGACUUGAGAAUGCUGAAGUGGUCCUAAGAAGUACAGCUGACGAUUUCUUGGCAGCAUGAAGGCAUGGAUUGCUGCAAUAUGUCCUGGAAAGAAAUUGCUUUGAUAGCCAGUAUUCUGUGCGUGCAUAAACUGUACAAAGUCGAGUGUUCAAAUAAGACUGAAUCUGAAACAGGCAGUUCACACUUUUUAUUGAAAGUUUUAUAUGGAGAUGCAGAGGUCUAUUAAAACUUUAAUACUACAUCAGUUGUUAUUUCAUAGUUAUUUAGGAAGUGUGGAAAGGCUUUCACCGUUAAGGAAAUUACUUCAUCUUGUAGAGGCAUUUCUUCACCUGUUUUUUUGUUUGUUUGGGGUUUUUUUAAUCAGGUAAUAUUUUUUAACAAUUGACUGAAAGGAAAUCAAGGGAUCAAAACGUCAAAAAAAAAGUGGUACAGUCUUUCUAAUUCAGGCUUCAGGUGAUGUUACGAUGUCUAUCCCACUUACUGUCAAGCCUCAUUAUUCAAUUUUCAAAAACAAUUGAUACUUUGUACUUUCAGGUCUUGCCAUUUUCAGACAAACACUAUGUAAAAGAUCAAAUUUUA
This is a messenger RNA of Myiozetetes cayanensis, 8008 nucleotides long. RefSeq names its product beta-secretase 2 (gene BACE2). Lineage: Eukaryota; Metazoa; Chordata; Aves; Passeriformes; Tyrannidae. Gene Ontology annotation, cellular component: membrane; trans-Golgi network; endosome. The record is from RefSeq and is a predicted model, not a curated record. The transcript is spliced from 9 exons. Bases 1 to 1557 code for a protein of 518 amino acids. Gene Ontology annotation, molecular function: aspartic-type endopeptidase activity. Gene Ontology annotation, biological process: amyloid-beta metabolic process; membrane protein ectodomain proteolysis.